AAGGAGGUGGCUGAGCAGCAUCAGGGACACCUCUCCGGACACACAACCCCCCCAGGGCUCAGCGCCUGGCAGCAAGAACACCGGGAGCUAGGGCUGAGCCUCCCCGGCACGGAGUCCCUGCUGGAGUUUCCCGGGAUGUUGGAGAGCUGUGAGCACAAGCUGUUUUCCUGAAGGAUCAGCCUGCUGAUCUGGGGCGGGAGCCUGAGUCACUCCAGCACAGCUGGUUCUGCUGGACCAGAUCAGAACAGGCAGGGUCCCAGGCCAUGCAAUGCCAGAGCUGCCUGCCCUGGAGCAGCUGGACACAGCUGCAUCGAUCCCUGCCAGGGGUCAGGGGGACCCGGAAUGUGGUGUAUCUGUGUGCUGCUUCAGUGCCAGGUGCUGCAGGCAGCUACUUCCUCAGGAAGAUCCUUGGCACAAGCAGCAUCUCCCUCCCCAGCCCAACUCCUCUGCCUUGCCGUGGGUUUGCUUGGGAUGCACAGCACAUGGCUUCCUCACCUGCCUUCAGUUCCCAGCCAUGCCCCUGCCCCAGCCCUGUGUGCUCCCUUGGUGUGGGGUAUGGAAGGGGGGCUGUGCUCGCUACCAGGGAGGCUCCCAGAGGCACUCUGUCCAGCCCAGCUCCCCUCGCCAUGGGCUGUCCCAGCUGAGAAACAUGGCCUAUUCUGAUGCCAUCAAGAAACACCAGGAGCGCCUGUCCGCCUGGUUCAGCCACCAGCCCAAUGAAGAGAGGCAGUUUGGCCCUUCUUUCUCACUGGAUGCUGUCCACGUGGACCCAGUGAUCCGGGAGAGCUCCCUGGAGGAGGUCCUGAAGCCCUCACCUGACCUAACCAUCCAGAAUCAGCUCCAGCAGCCCUCCAGCCAGGUGAUCACCCUCCAGAACCUUUUUGACGUGGAUGCCUGCGGGCGGCAGGUGAAGAACGUGGUUCUGUAUGGCACCGUGGGCACGGGGAAGAGCACCCUCAUCAAGAAGAUGGUGGUGGACUGGUGCCACGGUCUCCUACCCCGCUUUGAGCUGGUCAUCCCCUUCUCCUGUGAGGAUCUGUCCCAUAGCCAAGCUCCCAUUUCCCUGCGGCGCCUGAUAACCAAGAAGUACCAACACCUCCGGGACGUGGUGCCGGUGCUGGGGGCUUCCAACCUCAAGGUGCUCUUCAUCCUCAAUGGCCUGGAACGCCUCAACUUGGACUUUCGUCUGGCUGGCACAGAGCUGUGCUGUGACCCCAACGAGGCCGUGCCUGCCUCUGCCAUCGUGGUCAACCUGCUGCGAAAAUACCUCCUGCCAGAGGCCAGCAUCAUCGUCACCACGCGCCCAUCGGCGGUGCGCCGGAUCCCCGGGAAGUACGUGGGCCGCUAUGCUGAGAUCUGUGGCUUCUCUGACACCAACCUGCAGAAGCUGUACUUCCAGAUGCGCCUCAGCCAGCCCGGCUGCAGUGGAGAGGGCAGCGUGGGCAGAACCUCAGGCGAGAGGGAAAACUUGGUGGAGAUGCUGUCGAGGAACCUGGAGCGCCACAACCAAAUCGCCGCCGCCUGCUUCUUGCCCUCGUACUGCUGGCUGGUGUGCACCACGCUGCACUUCCUCUACUUCACCAGGACGGUGCCUCCCAGCCAGACCCUGACUGGCAUCUACACCAGCUUCCUGAGGCUCAACUUCAGCGGGGAGGUUCUGGACAGCACCGACCCCAGCAACAUCUCCAUGAUGAAGUACGUGGCCAAGAUGGUGGGCAAGCUGGCCUACGAAGGGGUGAUGUCCCGCAAGACCAGCUUCUCAGAGGAUGACCUGCAGCAGUGCUUCGAGGUGGAGAUGAAGACUGAAAGCGAGCUCAACCUCCUGGAGGUCUUCCGCAGCGACGUCUUCCGCUUCUUCCUCACUCCGUGUGUGCAGCCAGGCAAGGAGCACACCUUUGUCUUCACCAUCCCUGCCAUGCAGGAGUACCUGGCAGCCCUGUACGUGGUGCUGGGUGAGAAGAAGACCCUGGCACAGAGAGUGGGGAAGGAGCUGUCAGAAGUCAUCGGGAAGGUGAGCGAAGACCUCGCUGUUGUUCUGAGCAUCAUCUCCAAGGUGCUGCCCUUGCGCUUCCUGCCCGUGCUUUUCAACCUCCUCAAAAUCUUCCCUGGCUACUUCUCCCGGAUGGGCAGUAAGGACCGGGGUGCUAUCGCUCACACCAUGGCAGAGGAGCUGUUCAAAGAGGAGGACUACUACAAUGAUGAUGUCUUGGACCAGAUCAACUCCAGCAUCCUGGGUGUGGAGGGCCCCAUGCGUCACCCUGAUGAGGCUCCCGACGAUGAGGUCUUCGAGCUCUUCCCCAUCUUCAUGGGUGGCAUCCUCUCACGCCGUAACCGUGCCAUCCUCGAGCAGCUGGGCUGCUCCAUCAAGAACCUGGCGGCCUUUGAGAUUGCCAAGGCCAUGAAGAAGACAGUCAUCAGGAAGAGCAGGAAGGGGCUGCCCCCCUCAGAGCUGCUGGACUACCUCUUCUUCCUCCACGAGUUCCAGAACGAGCGCUUCACAGCCGAGGCCAUCCGCUCCCUCCGAGCUGUCAACCUCUCAUCCGUCAGGAUGACCCCCCUCAAGUGUGCUGUCCUGGCCUCUGUCAUGGGGAGCACAAGCCACGAGGUGGAAGAGCUGAACCUGACCUCCUGCAACCUUGAUGCAAACAGCUUGAGGAUCCUCUUUCCUGUCCUGCUGCGAUGCAAAGCCCUCCAUCUGCAGCUCAACAGCCUGGGCUCUGAUGCCUGCAAGGAGAUCCGUGACCUGCUCCUGCAUGAGAAGUGUGUGGUGAGCAACCUGCGGCUGGCAAAUAACCCCGUGGGUGAGCAGGGAGCACAGUACUUGGCUGAGGCACUGGCAGGCAACCACUCGCUGACCCAUUUGUCCCUCCUGCACACUGCUCUGGGGGACCGGGGUGCUGAGGUCAUUGCUCAGCACCUGGUAGAGAACCAGCACCUCCAGGAGCUCAACUUGGGCUACAACUCCCUGACAGACACAGCAGCCCUGCACGUGGUGGAGGUGGCUAAAAAGCACACGAAGCUGGACAAAGUACAGACCUGGAGAGCAGCCGGAGACAGACUGCCAACCCCUGGAGGAAAGCCAAGUUCCUACGGGUUGAGAGCGAGGUCAAGAAAAUGCUGGGGAAGCUGCAGGAUGGGACCCUCUAAGCUGCUGUCCAUCCAGAUGGUCAGAGAGGUGGAGGAAACACUGGAAUGUGCCCUACAGCACAUCCACUGCACCUUUAUCCAGCUGGAGAUGCCCAGUGGUUGGGUGCUACCAAGGCUGUCCCAGGUGCUGGAUACGUGGACAAGGCUGAACUGUCCAGAGACCAGCCCAGGAGCAAAUGGGACUUGUUCUGGGCUUGUAAAAACCCAGCCCCUGCACACUUGCCUGCUGCUGGCCCAGCCACUAUCCACAGCAGUGGCAGAGGAGCAGAACUCAGGCUUGGUUAUGAAACCUUUGGUAGCAUUAAAGUGCUCUGCUUUGUUUCCACUGAAGCACACUCCUGCCUGGACUCCACCUCCUCUCCAGAGCCAUCACUGGGGAGGAAUGCAGAGGUGCUGGUGCUGCUGUCCCUCCAGCAGAUGGAGUGGGGAGCUCUGGCCCUUUCCCACCUGUCAGGGCUAGGAUGGAGCAGCCCACUUCU
This is a messenger RNA of Calypte anna (Anna's hummingbird), 3626 nucleotides long. It is a transcript of the gene NLRX1, whose product is annotated as NLR family member X1. The transcript is spliced from 11 exons. Gene Ontology annotation, molecular function: protein binding. Gene Ontology annotation, biological process: negative regulation of canonical NF-kappaB signal transduction. Gene Ontology annotation, cellular component: mitochondrion. Lineage: Eukaryota; Metazoa; Chordata; Aves; Apodiformes; Trochilidae. The coding region runs from base 269 to 3607 and encodes 1112 amino acids. The record is from RefSeq and is a predicted model, not a curated record.